Molecule: messenger RNA, 1617 nt
Organism: Prorocentrum cordatum
Lineage: Eukaryota; Dinophyceae; Prorocentrales; Prorocentraceae
Source: the annotation of a GenBank genome assembly
CUCCAGCACCGCGCUCUCCAGGGGUGUCGCUCGGCGCGCGCGGGGCGCGAUGGGCGGCGCGUGGCUGGGCGCUGCAGCAUACGUGGCGCAGGUGGGCAACGCCUCGCUGGUCGUUCAGCUCAGGGAGCUGGGCCUCCGUCUGCGGGGCGAGGAUCCCGAGGGCCUGUCGAGGAGCAACCGCCAGGGUUGGCACAGCGGCUUCCUCGAGGCGCGGCCCGACGCCGCUCUCGCGGCGCUGAGGGCUGAGCUCGAGGCGCCGCUCCUGGCGUUCGCCGCCGGCCGCGGCCGCCCGGCAUCGCACCCCGCGGCGCCCGAGCUGGCCUUGCGGGUGCACAUCGCCUCGCUCUGGGCGAACGUCCUGGACACCACUGGCGGCCUCGUGGCCCACCGGCACGCCCAGGUGAACAGCACGGGCGAGGACGUCGCCGAGGUCUCUGGCGUCUUCUACGCCUCGGCCGGGUCGGGCGGCCUCCUGCGUUUUCCCGAGGAGCCCGGCGACGCGGCUGGGGGCGAUGGGCAAGUCUUCGAGCCGCAGCCAGGCGUGGCCGUGCUCUUCCGCGCGGACGCCCUGCACGAGGUUCUGCCCGCCGCGCCGCCGCCAGCGGCGGGCGCGGCGCCUAGAGGCCCGGGCUCCUCCACGGUGGGCGGCCGGGAGCCGCGGAUCUCCUUCUCGUUCAACGUGGUGACGAGGCCCCUGGUCUCUGCCCUGGACAGGGCAGCGGCACGUGGAGAUGUCCGGGAGCUGGAGAGGCUGGCGCGGCCCACGGCAGACGUGUCCGGCGCGGGCGGUUUCACUGCGCUGCACCACGCCGCCGAGGCAGGCCACGCCCCCGCCGCGGAGCUGCUGCUGAGCCGCCGCGCCGCGGAGCCGCGGGCGUGGACCCCCGGUGGCCGACAGGCGGUGCACCUGGCGGUGGCCGCGGGCAGCGUGCCCGUGGUCGAGCUGCUACUUGAGUCGGACCCAGCGGCCUGCGCCGCCCGAGGUGCGUCGGGCACCACGCCAGCGCACAUCGCCGCGGCGAAUGGCGACGUUGCCCUGCUGCGCAAGCUGCGGGCCGCCGGCGCGGACCUGCGCUCGCGGAGCGACGAGGGGCAGGAGCCGCUGCACGCCGCCGUGCGCAACGGCCACCUGCCGGUCGUAAGCCUGCUGCUGUCUGAGGGCGCGGACGCCAAUCUGCAGGACGAGGGCGGUCUGCGCCCUCUCCACGAGGCGGCCCGCGGCGGCCUCGGCCGCGCCGCCGAGCUUCUCCUCGCCGCCCGUGCGGACCCGCUGGGCGGCGACGCUGGCGGGCGCCCCGCGCUGUUCUGGGCCGCGCACGGGGGCCACGCGGCGCUCCUCGGCCUCCUCUCGCGCGGGCCCCGCGCGCUGCCCGACGCGCUGCGCAGCCCCGCGGCGCUGGCGGGCAAGGGCGGCGCCGCCGCCGGCAGCCGCGGCGAGGCCGUGGCGGACUACCUCGCGGCCGCCAUGGUCGGGGAGGGCGGCGACCUCCGCUCCGACCCGGACGACCUGGCGCCCAUGUCGGCGAUUCCAACGGGUGUGGCUCGGCGGCGAAAUCCGAGCCUGGGGCUUCCAGGGCUCGACUCGUGCUCGUUCGCGAUGCCGCCAUCUGACCGCGG